This is a messenger RNA of Salpingoeca rosetta, 4273 nucleotides long. RefSeq lists its product as uncharacterized. Gene Ontology annotation, molecular function: small GTPase binding; RNA 7-methylguanosine cap binding. Gene Ontology annotation, cellular component: SCAR complex. The record is from RefSeq and is a predicted model, not a curated record. The coding region runs from base 224 to 3976 and encodes 1250 amino acids. The transcript has 28 exons. NCBI's taxonomy places the organism in Eukaryota, Choanoflagellata, Craspedida, Salpingoecidae. Gene Ontology annotation, biological process: regulation of actin filament polymerization; regulation of translation; cell morphogenesis.
CGCGGUGCUGUAGAAGCCAAGUUGUUGUUUGUUUGCUCGCCUGGUGUUGAGUGUGUGUCCAUUCAGCGCAAGAGAGUACCCUGUCAGCACACACUCCAAAGCUGGUUGAGCAACGUGUGACCCUCUGAGUUCAAAACACGCCAAACAACCCACAAGCCAGGCCUGACAGGACAACAGCGAGAGCAGAGAGCAGAGAGCAGAGAGCAGAAAGUAGAGAGCAGAGAUGGAUGCCAACGUUGCGUCUGCGGUGCAGACGGUGCAGAUGCUGCGCGCUCAUCAGCUUCCAGAUGAUCAGCCUUGCAUCGAAGCGUCGUCGUCCACCGUCAACUACGAAGCAUCCUUCGACACCAACUUCCAGGACCGUGAGGGCUUCGUCUCAGGCAUUGCCCACUACGUCGAAGAAGCGCAAAACCUCGGCACCUUGAACGACAUGCUGGAGCAAGGCCGACAGUAUGCGGGCAUGUUGUACACGUGGAGAUACAUCUCCCGAGGUGUGCCGCAGGCAAGCAGCGACGACCAGGAGAACCGCACGGAGAUCUACCGCAUCACCGUCGACGUGCUCAAGCCACACAUUGACAAGCUCAAGCAGUUUUACCUGUUCCAGGGCUCGGCCGUGCAGCGCUUCUGCGAGGAGGUGAAGAAGCUCUCCAACCCAGAGAAGCUCAAGUCGUUUGUGUCAGAGACCACAAAGAUCACCCUCAUCAAGAUGAUUGAUCUCUUCGCCACCCUCAACGCUCUCAAGAACGCAAAGUCCAGCGUCAGAAACGACUGCUCCCUCUACAGGCGUGCGUUUGGCAUCCUGAAUGCGGGCCAGCCCACCAACCCGGAGGACGCCGACAUUGAGCGCAAGCUCGUGUUCUUCCUCGGCACAGAGAACUGCCUGUGCAACGAUGUGGUGACGGAGGUGCGCAAGAUCCCGCACUACCUCGACGUCAUGCACGAGCUGGCAGACACGUGCAUCCGCCUGCUGGAAACAGACGGCUACGUUCUCCCCGACGAGAAGCACACCCUGCUCAAGGCCAUUUCGUUCAUUGUGUACAUCAUGGACGACCCUGAGGAGAAGAUUGGCAUCUACAAAGUGAAAAAGUACAACCACCACAAGUACGACGCGCUCUUCAAGGAGACGCCAGUUGUCCCGCUGUAUGGCGACAUGCACAUGCAGCUGCUGUCGUUCGUGCAGAUGGGCCCACACUACGACCGUGCCAAGUGGCCCCAGGCCAACGAGGCCCUCAGCUCGGAGCACAUUGACACGUACCACAACAUCACCGCGCAGCUGCCCGCCUUUGAGGCCGAGCGCGACGAGCUCGUCAGCUUGCUUGCCCUCCUCAGCACAAAGGAUGUUGCUGGGCGGCUCGCUGUUGCCACAACGGAGCGCGCGAGCGACGUUGCUCUCCGCGGCCUCAAGACAGUCUCAAGAUGGACCACCGCCAUUCGCGAACUGCACGGCUGGAAGCUGGCCAAUCCAACAGACAAGUAUCUCAACCGCAACUGCCCCGCCGAUGCCGAGGAUUACGAGCGCGCCGUGCGCUACAACUACUCUGCCGAGGAGAAGGCCGCCGUUGUUCAGAUUGUGACGAUGAUCAAGGACGUGUUGCGGAUCCUGUGGAAGAUGGAGAGCAUGCUCAACCUCGGCAUCCGCGUGGAGAUUUACAAGGAGACGCAGUCGUUUAUCCAGCACAACGUUCGCGAUAUGGUUCGCCACUGCAUCAAGAAGAAGAAGGCAAAGGCCCGCACCGUGCUGAUGGGCCUGCGCAACACGUGUGCAGACUGGGCUGCUGGCUUUGAGCCCGAAGACGACCCGUACAUGCGCGGCAUCAAGGACACGGCGUACCAGCCCCCAGAGAUUGGCAACAGGCACUGCGGGCCAGGAUCAACGCAGCUGUUUAUGAUGCGAACGAUGCUUGAGAGCCUGUGCGCUGACGACAAGAAGAAGAGUCUGAAACACGAUCUUGACUCCAAGUUCCACGGGCCCAUGCUCACCUUCUACAACUCCACAAAGCACUAUUUCCACCUCCUCAACUUCAAAUCGUCACUGCAAGAGGCAGCUGAUUUGUCGCAGCUCUGGUUCCGCGAGUUUUACCUUGAGCUCAGCAACGGCAAACAUAUCCAGUUCCCGAUUGACAUGUCACUGCCUUGGAUCCUGGUGGACCAUGUUCUCACCUCCCAAGACCCCGGCAUGAUUGAGUACGCGCUGUAUCCCAUGGAUCUGUACAACGACGCUGGCGGGUUUGCGCUGCGGGCGUUCCAGAAGCAGUAUCUCUACAACGAGAUUGAGGCCGAGGUUGACCUGUGCUUUGAUCAGUUUGUCUACAAGCUCUCGGAAAACAUCUUCCGCCACUACCGUUGCAAGGCUGCAAGCCAAGUGCUUGAUGAGGAGUUCAAGGGUGAUCCGGCCCUCAAAUCCAUCAACAUCAACCAGUACAACAACGACGCGCACUAUCCCUCCCUCAUGCGCCAGCGUCACUUCCAGCUGCUUGGACGGUCCGUGAACAUCCACCGGCUGUUGUCGCAGCGCCUCAACGCCAAGCUGAAGCAGGCCAUCGACAUUGCUAUCGGCCGCUUCGAGAGCAUGGAUCUCACAGGCAUCAUUGAGCUUGAGCUGUCGCUGAAAGUGUCGCGGGCAAUGCACGAGAUGCUGACUCAGCACCUGCAGCUGGACCCGUACGAGGAGCUGUUGAACGAGGCCAACAACUCGGUCACCUCGGCAUACGGCCGCAUCACGCUGCAGGUGUUUGCAGAGCUGUGCACGGACGUCAUCCCUAACCACUGCUACAACACCGCCGAUCGAAGGUUCAUCCGACCGGAGCGGGCGCCCGUGUUUGGGGAGGGCGAGCCGCAGCGCGAGAGCGCCCCGCGUGCUGCCCCCGAGAUGCGAUUUGGCUCAAAGCUGCUCAACACGGCGUAUGCUGCGGUGACGGCGAAAUUUACGUCCUUCUUUGGCGUGGAACACCUGUCCAGUGCUGUGCGGCUCCUCGAGUACCGCGGCGUCGCCCUCUGCAUCGAGGAAAUGCUCAAGAUUGUCCAGGCCAACAUUACGGACGUGCUUACCCCUUAUGUGGCGAACCUGCUUGAUGGCAUGCCCAAGUCGUGCCGCCUCCCACUCAUCGACUAUGGUUCCGUUGGCGCAAUGGGCUUCUACCAGCUGCAGCUCAAGGACAUCAUGGCGUACCCGGACUUGCAGACGGAGGUGUUUCAUUCGUUCAGGGAGGUUGGCAACAGCUUCAUCAUCUUCGUGCUCAUCGAACAAGUCCUGUCUGUGCUUGAGGUUGAAGAGACGGUGCUGGCAAUGCCAUUCCAAGGCGACGUGCCGUGCCUCGUCAAAGGUGGCGGGUGGUGCCUGAAGAGAAGGAACGGUGUUCUGCAACGCCUACGCCCUGUCUUGCAGCGUAUUCCCCUCAUCACCACUCGUAUGGCUCAUUGUGACGCGGCAAUGGCAAAGCAGGCUGACGUGCUUACUAAGGAGCGCCUCUACAAGGGCCUCAGCAUCUUCAAGAGCGUCACCAUGACUUUCAAGACGAUGCUUGAGUCGGAUGCCACGGAUCACAGCCUCUGGUUUGGUGCAAAGGCGCCCAACGGCGUCGUUGAUGUGGACGCGUGCACGAGCUUCUAUCGCCUGUGGAGUGCCGUGCAAUACACAUCACUCGUCUCCGCCGCUUCGCGCGGUGUCGACCAGAUUACGGAGUUUAUGGGCGAUGGGCUGUAUUGGGCCGGCGCCGUCAUCAUCGCUCUCCUUGGCCACCGCGGAUUGUUUGAGACAAGCGACUUCUCGUAUCACAUCAUCAAGGCCUUUGAUCUGGAUCACAAGGACGAGAGCGUGUCUGGCGUGAGCGUGCCCAUGUUUGUCAAGUUUGCACGGAAGCGGCGUGCCUUGAACAACGCCAUCUUUGCCACCAUGGAGCGCUAUCUCUUCAAGAGCAAGAACAAGGCUGCAGAUCCAGCAUACAUCCCGCCGCCAGGCUGCGGCAUCGAGGUCUGAGCGACAAAGCUCAAGUGAAUGGAACCCUUGAAACGCGUUUUGCACACAUGUCUGAUUGCUUGCUUGUGUUGCUCUCCUCUGUGCUUUGAGUGCUGUGUGGUUGGUUGGUUGGUUGGUUGGUGAAGUUGCUUUUUCAUGCCGUGGCGCGAGGUGACGUGAUGUGACAUGACUUGCCCAGUUGCAGCUGUAUGAAUAUUUGGUGCGCCGCUUUGUUUGCUUGAGCUCGAGCUUGGCUUUUGUGCUGUGAUGCAGUGUUUGCGACACACAAUGAAGACAAUGAAGAAAAGCUUCACCACA